Molecule: messenger RNA, 3951 nt
Organism: Oldenlandia corymbosa var. corymbosa
Lineage: Eukaryota; Viridiplantae; Streptophyta; Magnoliopsida; Gentianales; Rubiaceae
Source: the annotation of a GenBank genome assembly
AUGAGUACAGUAGACAAAAUGCUGAUCAAGGGUAUCCGGAGCUUCGACCCGGAAAACAAGAACGUUAUUACCUUCUACAAGCCCUUGACGCUCAUCGUUGGCCCUAAUGGAGCCGGAAAAACUACUGUGAUUGAGUGCUUGAAAGUGGCUUGCUCGGGUGAAUUGCCUCCAAAUGCUCGGUCUGGUCAGAGUUUCAUCCAUGACCCGAAGGUGGCAGGGGAGACCGAGACAAAAGGGCAAAUAAAGUUGAGGUUUAAGACUGCUGCAGGGAAGGACGUGGUUUGUAUUAGGUCGUAUCAGCUCACCCAAAAGGCCUCCAAGAUGGAGUAUAAGGCCCUUGAAAGUGUUCUGCAGACAAUCAAUCCUCAUACCGGAGAGAAGGUUUGCCUUAGCUAUCGAUGCGCUGAUAUGGACCGUGAAAUCCCUGCUCUAAUGGGCGUUUCCAAGGCCAUUCUUGAAAAUGUUAUAUUUGUACACCAAGAUGAGGCUAACUGGCCACUUCAAGAUCCUUCCACUCUGAAAAAGAAGUUUGAUGAUAUCUUCACUGCGACUAGAUAUACCAAGGCCUUGGAGGUUAUUAAGAAGCUACACAAGGAUCAGGCUCAAGAGAUCAAGACAUACAAGCUGAAAUUGGAGAAUCUUCAAAUUCUAAAAAAUGAUGCUUGCAAGCUUCGGGAAAGCAUUACUUCUGAUCAACAUACGAUAGAGGCAUUAAACAGGCAAAUGCUGGAGCUGGACAAUGAUAUUGACAUUGUCAAUAGUAACAUCCACAACACUGAAAUAACACUGAAGGAUCUGAGGAAACUAAAGGAGCAGAUAGCCACAAAAACUGCUGAAAGGAGUACUUAUUUAAAUGAACAACAGAGACAGUAUAACGCACUUGAAGAAGAGAAUGAGGACACUGAUGAAGAAUUGAUGGAAUGGAAAACUAAGUUUCAACAAAGGAUUGAAAUGUUGGAAACCAAAUGUCACAAGCUUCAAAGGGAAAUGGAAGACAUGGAAACUAAUAUUUCUUCAUUGAAUCAAACAACAGCAGAAUAUUUAAAGGAGAUUAGCAGGCUGGAAACUGAGGCUGACGGUCAUCUAUCCCGGAAGAAUGAGCGGGACCUAAAAAUUCAGAGGCUUUUUGAAAGCCAUAAUCUUGGGGUUGUUCCUAAUGGACCAUUCUCUGAUGAGGUGGCUAUGAACCUCACAAAUCGAAUUGUGUCAAGGUUGAAGGAACUUGAAAAGGAUUUAGCAGAUAAAAAGAAAGCAAAUGAGACAAAACUUAAAGCAACUUGGGAUCAAUACAUUCAUGCAAAGGACCGAGGCAGAGAUAUUGAAUUUCAAAAGGAGGCUAAAGCAAAUAGGAAGGGUGUCAUAUUGAAACAAAUGGAAGAGAAGAAGAAUGCGAGAGACUCGCUGGAAUUGCAGAUCUCAAAUGUUAAUCUAUCUCUCUUAGAUGAAAGAGAAAAGAGCUUGUGUAUUGAGGUAGAGAGAAAGACAAAACAGCUUGCUGAAAGAGAAUUUGAAUCAAUUAUACAAAAAAAGCAGAGUGAGAUGUAUAGUUUGGAACAAAAGAUCACUGUUCUUAAACGGGAGAAAUCCAUCAUUGCUGCUGACUCUGAAGUUAGAAAAGAAUUUUCUCUUAAAAAGGCAGAGUUGGAAAACCUCAAAAAGAAACACAAAAAGAUAAUCAAUGACUACAAGGAUAAAAUUCGUGGAAUUUUGAAGGGAAGGCUUCCAUCGGACAAGGAUUUGAAGAAGGAAGUAUCGAAGGUUCAAAGAGUCACUGAAGCAGAAUUUGAUGAGAUGAACUUAAAGGCCCGUGAAGCUGAGAAGGAAGUGAACACGUUGCAAAUGAAAAUUCAGGAAGUCAACACUAACUUGUCCAAACUGCACAAGGAUUUGGAAUCACGAAGGAAAUUUGUUGAAUCGAAUCUGCAAUCAUGGGACCAGCAGUCAGUUGGUAUUGACUCGUAUCCAGAAGCGUUGGAUACAUCCAAGAAGAGAAGAGAUGAUCUAACAAGCCAAUAUAAUAUGAGUGCUGGUAUGCGGCAAAUGUUUGAUCCUUUUGAAAAAGUUGCUCGCGAGUAUCAUUUUUGCCCUUGCUGCGAGCGUCCAUUCUCAGCUGAAGAAGAGGAUGAUUUUGUUAGAAAGCAAAGAGUAAAGUCUGCAACCUCGGCGGAGCAACUGAAGCUCUUGGGGCGUGACACUUCCACUGCUGAGUCUAAGUUUCAUCAGCUAGACAAGUUACGGACUGUCUAUGAAGAAUACGUCAAAAUCGGCCAGGAGUCAAUUCCUCAGGCAGAGAAAUGUGUCACUGAGCUGAAUGAAGAGCUGGAGCAAAAGAAUCAGGCCCUCGAUGAUAUCCUCGGUGUUUUGGCUCAAGUGAAGGCCGAAAAAGGAGCUGUUGAUGCCUUAAUACAACCUGUAGAAACUGCCGACAGGCUCUUCCAGGAAAUUCAGGAAGUGCAAAAGCAGGUUGAGGAUUUGGAGUACAAGCUUGAUUUCCGAGGACAAGGAGUAAAAACUAUGGAGGACAUCCAAUCUGAGCUGGAUUCAUUACAGAGGACCAAGGAUGGCCUGCAUAAUGAUCUGGGACAACUAAGAGAAGAUCAUCAGUUUAUGGAAAAAGAUUUAUCCGUUCUUCAGAUUAGGUGGCACACUCAGAGGGAGGAGAAACUCAAAGCAGUUAACAUGUUGCAAACAUUCAGGAAGAUAGAGGAAGAACUAGAUCAGUUGGCAGAGGAGAAAAGUCAACUUGAGCUUGAUGAGAAGCACUUGGCAGAAGCUCUUGGCCCUUUGUUGGAGGAGCGAGAAAAAUUCCUACGGGAGCAUGAGGAUUUAAAAGUCAAACUUGAUCAAGAAUAUGUGGAGCUGACUGAACUCAAACAGAACUACAAACUAGAGCUUGAUAAGCUUCUUGAGAUAUCAUCGGACAUAAAGAAGUAUAAUGAUUUGAAAAGAGGAGAAAGAUUGAAGGACCUACAAGAAAAGCAGAUCCAAGCAAAAGCUCAGCUUCAUAGUUUCGAAAGGAGGAAAGGGGAAAUCAUUGGAGAACUGAACAAAAGUCAAGAAUUGAAGAAUAACCAGGAUAAAUUAAGACGUAACAUUGAAGAUAACCUAAACUACAGAAUGAUGAAGUCUAAAGUUGAUGCACUCGGACGUGAAAUUGAUGAAUUGGAAGAUCAAGUGUUGAAACUUGGUGGCUUCUCUUCCAUUGAUGCUGAACUCGCAAAACUGACACGAGAAAAAGAGAGGCUUCUAUCAGAGUUAAACAGACAACGUGGCACUGUAUCAGUGCAUAACAGCAAUAUCUCGAAAAACAUGAUUACUCUUAAAGAGUCACAAUACAAGGACAUAGAUAAACGCUAUUUUGAUCAGCUAGUUCAGCUCAAGACAACGGAGAUGGCAAAUAAGGACCUGGAUAGAUAUUACAGUGCACUUGAUAAAGCCCUCAUGCGCUUCCACACAAUGAAAAUGGAGGAGAUAAACAAAAUUAUCAGAGAACUAUGGCAACAAACCUACAGGGGCCAAGAUAUAGAUUAUAUAAGCAUUCAUUCAGAUUCAGAAGGGGCUGGCACACGAUCUUACAGCUACAAGGUACUGAUGCAGACUGGUAAUGCGGAGCUUGAAAUGCGAGGAAGGUGCAGUGCUGGACAAAAGGUCCUCGCUUCACUUAUCAUAAGAUUGGCCCUGGCCGAAACAUUUUGCCUCAAUUGUGGUAUACUCGCACUUGAUGAACCAACAACAAAUUUGGAUGGCCCAAAUAGUGAAAGUCUGGCUGCAGCUCUUCUCAAAAUCAUGGAGGACCGAAAAGGCCAGGAAAAUUUUCAACUAAUUGUAAUCACCCAUGAUGAGCGAUUUGCUCAACUGAUUGGUCAACGCCAGCAUGCAGAGAAGUACUAUCGUGUGUCGAAAGAUGAUCACCAGCACAGCAUAAUUGAAGCUCAAGAGAUUUUCGAUUGA